AUGGCGCCUAGAACCGGAAGCGCCACACGGCCAAGAAGCUCCAGAAUCGCGGAAAAGGCAACCGCCAAUAAGACCGCCGAGAAGAAGAAGCCGGCGCCCGAGAAGGUUGCCGCAAAGCCCAAGGGCAUUAGCAAGCGCGCCCCGAAGAAGCGCGCCCCAAAAAGCCCGCCGCCACCUCCACUGGCCGCGGCCUACGCCUCAGACCCUGGCUUUACCGGGCACACCUACCAUCCUCCCGUCGAUGACUCGGUCAUCGAGGCCCUCAAGGAGAGCCUCGAGGUGUGCCCGGAACCGUCCGGUCGGGUGCGACGCUACCCGUUCCGGAACGAGGUUUUCCGUCGGGGCGAGAUGCCCCGGGGCAUCAGAAUGCACAUCGAGGUGCCCGACACCUUGGACUUCGAGGCGCUCAGGUGUCGUACCCCUCGCUAG
This is a messenger RNA of Tricharina praecox, 429 nucleotides long. RefSeq lists its product as uncharacterized. The record is from RefSeq and is a predicted model, not a curated record. The transcript has a single exon. Lineage: Eukaryota; Fungi; Ascomycota; Pezizomycetes; Pezizales; Pyronemataceae. Bases 1 to 429 code for a protein of 142 amino acids.